This is a messenger RNA of Periophthalmus magnuspinnatus, 1767 nucleotides long. RefSeq names its product membrane-associated ring finger (C3HC4) 1 (gene marchf1). The transcript has 7 exons. Gene Ontology annotation, biological process: protein polyubiquitination; antigen processing and presentation of peptide antigen via MHC class II; immune response. The record is from RefSeq and is a predicted model, not a curated record. The coding region runs from base 82 to 1752 and encodes 556 amino acids. Lineage: Eukaryota; Metazoa; Chordata; Actinopteri; Gobiiformes; Gobiidae. Gene Ontology annotation, cellular component: early endosome membrane; late endosome membrane; lysosome. Gene Ontology annotation, molecular function: MHC protein binding; zinc ion binding; ubiquitin protein ligase activity.
GAGCGCGGUUUGGGACAACGGGGAGACAAGUAGAGGACAGUGAUGUGGGACUGAGUCUGAGGGUUGCCUGGAAACAGCAGCAUGCCAGUACAACAGAUCACCGUGGUACCAGCCAGGGACAACGGCAACAGUGGCAAAAGCUCCUCGCGCUCCAAAGACAAGAGUGAGGGGAAGAAGGCCCCCGGACGCUCAGGAAGUCGAUCCAGCAACAUCUCCAAGGUCAGCAACUCAACAGGGCUGACCACAGCUUCGAGGACCUCAGUUACCCCAUCUUCUCAGGACAUAUGCAGUUCUGCCCCCCUGUCCCGUUUAGAAGAGGACGAGUCUGAAGCACAAAACUCAGGGAAGCACACAAGCUCCUCUACAAUGACAGUAGCAAACGCGCUUGGCUCCUCCUGCACCGCACCGCCCCCCAAAAAACAGGUGAAACGCCGCCACCGUCGCAAAUCCUCCGCCUGCCCCUCCUUCACCUGUGUGGACCCUACCUCCAACCAGGACCUGACCGAGCGCAGCCUGAACUCAGACCGCAGCGAGAGGGGGGAGAAGAGGGAUUGGCCUUCGAAAACCAAGAAAGACCUAGCCCCUCGCCUCCGCUGUUCCGGUGCCCCCCAAAGCGACUCCACCUCGGAUGAAGACAGAUGGAGACAGGCCCGCAGCUGGAGCAAGGAGAAGGCCAGAAGGGCUCGGAGACGCAGUGCGAGCAGCCGGGACAGAGAUGUGGUCCAAGCGUUUGAGAUUAAAGCGGAGGAGAUGGAGCUACAAUCAAUAAGUUCGGAGGAGGAGAAGGAGAACCAGCUAGAGGAGAGCAGCGGAGGUCUGAAGAGGCGCCACGGGAGCAGGGCGUCAGUGAAACAAAAUGUAUCUAGAGAUGAGGUGUCAGAGGUGAGGGAGACCACCAUGAGUAAAGACCAAGACGAGAAGUCCCACACCAACACCCCGUCCACUGAGGAGGAAGAGCCAGAGGAGCUCAUCACCAAACGCUACCAGGAGAGGGGCACAGGGGACGGGGACAUGUCAGUGCCCGCACCCCAGGCCCUCUGCACAGGCAAUGGGGUCACCAUGCUGCACCAAUGCUCUGACUCCGAAACAGAGGUCUGCAGGAUCUGUCACUGUGAGGGCGAUGACGACUGUCCGCUGAUCAUGCCUUGCCGCUGCACUGGGAGCUUGAGUUUUGUUCAUCAAACCUGCCUCAACCAGUGGAUCAAGUCUUCAGACACACGCUGCUGUGAGCUCUGCAAGUUUGACUUCAUCAUGGAGACCAGGCUAAAACCUCUAAGAAAGUGGGAGAAGCUCCACAUGUCCAAAAGUGAGAGGAGGAAGAUCUUCUGCUCCGUCCUGUUCCACCUCAUUGCCAUUGGCUGCAUGCUGUGGUCAGUCUACAUCCUGGUCAAGAGAACAGCAGAGGAAGUUCGACUGGGAAAGAAUGGUGUGCUGGAGUGGCCGUUCUGGACAAAGCUUAUCGUGGUGGCCAUAGGUUUCACUGGAGGACUCAUCUUCAUGUACAUUCAGAGUAAAGUGUACCUGCAGCUGUGGCACCGGCUCAAAGCCUUCAACCGCAUCAUCACAGUACAGAACUGCCCUGACAAGGAGCUGCACAACCCCCUGGCCCGCAGGUCUCACCAUAGCAAUCACAGUGUGGAGGUUCCUGUCAGCCUGGCCCCUGUCAGUCCGGCCCCUGUCCCCAUACAGGAUCACCCAGACUCAGACCUGUCCGUGGAGGCUGCGGUGGCUCCUGUACACAGCCCUGUCUGACUGUUUUACACUCAU